AAUGCAUUGUCAUACGGCGCAAAAGACCAGUCUUUUGUAGAAAAUUGGAGAGCCGGAACGGUAGUUGCCCUAGCGUGAUGAAAGUGCUAUUGUCCUAUAUCAUGAAUACAGACGAAGAGCGAACCAUAUGCCACAUGUUCCUCAAUGAUCUUAUAUAUGUCGUUGUGUAUGAUCCGCCAUUCUGAGAGAACCACUGAUCUGUAUUAGGCAUGCCGACUGAUCAGUGGUAAACAGAAUUCAGUGUCUGCGACGGAAGGUGUCUCUUUAGAAGACAAUUUUAACCAUGUCAAUGUUUUUUUUUAUCGGCAACAACGUUGAUUUGAUUUGAAUUGGCAGCCAUCCUCCAAAUUAAAGCCGUCUUCACCGAGUUGAAACUUUAAUUGAAACAGACGCAACGAACUUGUAUGGACACGAUAACUUUUUGAGUUUGCGUUGUAUUCAUACACGCAAUCGAGCUGAUCCAUUGUUGACUGAAAGUGGUAGAACUGUCCCCUGCACUAGCUACUUCUACUUCUAUGAAGACACUCGGCAUGAUCAAUAGGUCAGGAUGUAGUGCUUUAAGGAAUGAACUUGGAUGCUGAUAAAGCCAUCUUGAAGACAUCUUGAAUAAGUGUACUUGCUCUUGUUUGCCGUGAUGUCACAGACCGAUAUUUUGAUCGACACCUUGGAGGACACAUUAAAAACCUAAGUAAUGCGUGAUGAUGAUGACACGAUGACUCGGUACACUUGCGGAAAAACUCUGAAAAUUGUGUUCGGGGCAUCGUAUGUCCUGAUGGUGUUUCUUGUAAUCAAACACCAGCUUCGUGCCUAUCCUGGAGUGAAACCCAGGAGCGUGUAUGACGAUGAUCUACGGCCCCCUUCCCGCGGGGCGGACCGUGCGCCACUUAGCCAUGGACGGUCGCGUGAUGAGAUGUCGGGCAACCGCUUAGGCUACGAUGACGGUGGCGUUGACAACAUCCGUGUCAACGGAGGUGUUCGUGAAUCCACACGAAUGAAGAUUCAAACUACUAAUGAAGAGGAUGCCGUAUGGGACAAACUUCUGCUUGGCCCAGCGAAGUCUCCUUCGAAAUCAAAUUCCUCUUCGGGGAAACCUGGCAAGGGGGUUUAUAUCUCGCCAAAGCUGCCAGAUUACAGACCCACAGAUAUAUCGGAUCUGUUCAUCGGCGUUAAGACGACCGGGGCGUACCACAGCAGCCGGGUCCAGCUCAUUCUGGACACCUGGCAUUCGUUUGCUCCAGAGCAGAUAUAUUUUUUCACCGACGUGAAAGAUCCUGUUUAUCAGGAGAAAACGAAUGGUCACAUGGUCAACACUGAUUGUCCAGAUACGCACAAAUUGACCGCCCUUGCCUGUAAAACAUCAAGCAUAUUCACCAUGUUUGAAAAGAUAAAAGACAAAAGGUGGCUGUGCCACGUUGAUGACGACAACUAUCUAAAUGUUCCAGAGCUGUUAAGGUUCCUGAACCAUUUCGAUCACCACCAAGAGCUUUACUUCGGGCGAGAAAGCAUCAAUUACCGGACGCUCGCAAUAGAUAGAGAUACAAAUGAGACAUAUAGGUUCUGGUUUGCAACAGGAGGGGGAGGAGUUUGCUUCAGCCAGCCUCUAACUUACAGGAUGAUGAAGUAUACAAGCAAAGGUAAUUUGGCAAAAACUGCCGAGAAGAUAGGUCGACCGGAUGACAUCACUAUUGGAUUUAUUGUAGAAAUCUUAUUGGGGAAGUCCUUGACGAGAGUUCGCAAAUUCAAUUCUCAUAUCCAGAAGAUGUCCGACAUUCCAACGCGUGAUCUCAUAAAGCAGAUUACCCUGAGUUACUGUCUUAAUGAUAGGAGAGAGCUAGGACCCAAUGUGAUCGAUUUUCGACCGAUAAUGGAAGACGAUCCUACCAGAUUUAAGUCAUUCCACUGUUCCUACUACCGUAAAUUUGGCGGUACCUGCCCUUACGACUAAUCAUUUGGGCAAGGCCCGGCAAGGACUGACCAAGGAUUGACUAGUCACUGAUUGUAUCUGCUGUCCUGAAAGAGACAGCUAUUCCAGGAGGGACUGCUGGAAAGCUAAUAGAAAUCAUUGGUAUACGCUCUCAUUUUUUUAAAACCAACCUAUAAGUUGGUUAAACAACUGUUGCCUAAAACAAGAUCGCAUGCAAAAUACAUUGGGAUAUUUUUUGCACACCAUUGGUAGGUUCAUGUUUUAAUCACCUUUUAGGUUGGUU
This is a messenger RNA of Lytechinus variegatus (green sea urchin), 2207 nucleotides long. Its product is annotated as beta-1,3-N-acetylglucosaminyltransferase radical fringe-like. The transcript is spliced from 11 exons. Gene Ontology annotation, molecular function: O-fucosylpeptide 3-beta-N-acetylglucosaminyltransferase activity. The coding region runs from base 692 to 1945 and encodes 417 amino acids. Gene Ontology annotation, biological process: regulation of Notch signaling pathway. NCBI's taxonomy places the organism in Eukaryota, Metazoa, Echinodermata, Echinoidea, Temnopleuroida, Toxopneustidae. Gene Ontology annotation, cellular component: membrane. The record is from RefSeq and is a predicted model, not a curated record.